Messenger RNA from Heterobilharzia americana, 345 nucleotides. The record is from the annotation of a GenBank genome assembly. Lineage: Eukaryota; Metazoa; Platyhelminthes; Trematoda; Strigeidida; Schistosomatidae.
AUGAUAAUUGUUCAUGUUAUAUUUCAUUUUUAUUUAUUGGUAUAUUUAGUUUUGAGUUACGCUUCUGAUAAUCAGUCAAGUUUCUCUUGUCCAGUUGGUUCAUUCUAUUCUUGUAAAGCUAAGCAAACCAUAGUACUAAGUUCUUCUGAUCCAAGUCCACUUAGCGCCAAACUUACUGUAUCUCAGUUAAAAGUUGAAGCAUUUCGAAAUGGAUUGAAGCCCGAAUUUAAUGGCAUCAGUAAGUCUACUUCUGUUUUAUAUAAUUUUGUGGCUGCGUGUUCAAAGUUUUGCUAUACCAAGUUCCCUACUAGUGAAUGGUUACGUACUGAAUUCAUGAAUAGAUGA